UCAACGAUAUCAACCGAUGUAUACCGAAUGUAGCUAAGAUGUUGCGUUCACGCCCCCUGUUGAAGUGAGAAAGUUAGAAACAUGUCAGAUUAUUAAACAGGUGAUUUAAAGUAUUGAUAUAAAGAAAAGUUUAAAGGAAUACAUCUCAUAGCAUUAAAGAUGACAAUUAUAUACAGCUGCAUUGCACGGGGCUCAACUAUCCUGUGCAGUCAUGGGGUACAGACAGGGACUAGUGAUUAUGAACAGGCUGUAGCAACCAUCCUGCCUCAGAUUCCUACAAGAAAUGAUGGGAAAACAACUGUCAAUGCUUCAAAUACAAAAUUUCACUGUAUUGUAGAAAAUGGCAUAAUAUUUUUGUGUGCAGCUAAACCAGGGACUGAAACACGGCCUUGUUUUGCUUAUUUAACAGAGCUUAAAGACCAGUUUCAUAAUCAAAACUUUGCAGAGCAGGCAGUCACAGCCAGGCCUCAUGAGUUUGACUCUCAAUUUAACAGUGUCAUGGCAAAACAGAUGGAUAGGUAUUCGAAGAAAAAUGCAACUGAUAAUUUAACAGUAUUGCAAGGUCAAGUGAAGGAGGUUACUGGCGUGAUGUCACAAAAUAUAGAAUCUGUUAUUCAACGUGGGGAGAGGUUAGAUGAUCUCAUGGAUAAAACAGACGAACUUGAAGCUGCUUCAGCAACAUUUCAAAGAACAGCAACGAAGAUCAGGAAGAAGUACUGGUGGAAGAAUUUUAAAAUGAAGAUAAUAGUUGGAUGUGUGGUGUUUGUUGUUGUAGUAGGAAUAGUACUAGCUAUACUUUAUGGCUCUGGUAUCGUACCUGGCGAUAGUAGUAGUUCUAAAACCACAGCUUUACCACCUACACCUACAUCAAAAAGUCCUUGAUAUCAUUGUCAACACAUUUAUCUUUUUUAUAAUUUUGAAGAUGCUAUUUAACAUAUAGCAUUGUUUUGUUUAUGUGGUGUUCAUUAUUAACGAUAGUGCAAUUGAAGUAAAUGUAAAAAGUUGUUUAGUUUUUAAAAGCAUUGUUUGAUACUUUUGUCAUAAAAGUAAAAGUUGUAGUAAUGUCUAGAAUAAUUUUUGACUUAUAUUAUUUGAGAACAUUAUAUUGUUGUUACUAUUAUCUUUUAAACUUUGUUAAGAUUUGUUUUACUUAGGAUAUGGUUAUUAAUGCAAUUAAAGAAAAAAAUACUUUUACAGCUUUUAGCAUAAUUUUUUAAUCUCUUUUUAAAUUAAAUUUAUUUUGUUGCCAUAACCAAUAUUAUAUAACAUCACAAACUUUUUUUUUAUAAUUACUGCUCAAUCCUUACUGUAUUAAUGAAAUUAUACCCCCUUGCCUAGUAUUUUAACAUUUUUAGAUUGUCAUGCCCCUUGUUGUUGUAAUAAAUCAAUACCAAAGUUGUUUUUUUAUUAAGCCUUUAUUCAGACAAAAUUAUUUUAAAUUUAAAUAUUUUUUCAGCAUCUUUCUUUAUAGUUUGUCAGAAUAAAUUAGUUAUCUUAUUAAGAUGAUAGUUUCUCCAGGAAGCUUUAUUGAAAUAUUCUUCCUCAUUGACUAAUUAAUAAGUGGCUUUAAUUGUGUUGUGCCAUAAAAUGACCAGUACUUGUAUAAUUAUGAGACUAUGUAUAUAAGCAUUUUGUAGAGGAAGAAAAUGUAGAUAUUAUUAUAAGCAACCCUUUGUACAGACUUACUGUAUAUUAAAGGGAGAAUUGAUGACUGAUGGUUUAUUCUACAGGCAUAUACAUUGUGUGUAUGUUUCCAAGAUGAUCCUGUAGUCAAACUUGUACAAAUACUCAUAUAAUUUCAUGUAUACAUUGUUCAUCAUGUCAAAUUGUAAUGGUGGUGCUAUUUAUAACUAACUGUUCAGAUGUAUAUACAUGUUGUUGUUUUUCUGAUAUUUAUGAUAAUUUCUAUCUUGCAGGUCUAUGCAGUCUAUGCUCAAAAUAUAUAAUUUUCUUUCUUAUAAUUAACCACUGAAUAUAGUGCCAAACAAUGCAUGCAUAGUUGUCUUGAAAUAAUUUCUGUACAUGAAAAAUAGGUAUUCUUUGCAUAAUUUAAAGAACCUUGUAUUUUACUUAAAUUUUAAAUUGUAUCAUACAAAGAAAAUAUAUGUACAUCUUUGAUAUUUCUAACUGUCAACACUUUCUGUGCUUGACUUUGAUGGAUCUUGAAUUUAUGCAAUACAAUACUGUGUUAUAUGAUGACUUCUGUUUUAAUGUUUAAAUCUGGUAGCUGUUCUUCGAGUUUAUUCUAAUAUACUUUUCUUAGUUGUUUAUUGCAUAUUAUUUCAAUACUAAAACUGAUUUCAAAAAGAUGAUUAUAUUAUUAUUAAUGACACUGUUUCAAUAAAUUAUUAUAAAUUGUU
This is a messenger RNA of Ruditapes philippinarum (Manila clam), 2360 nucleotides long. RefSeq lists its product as uncharacterized. Gene Ontology annotation, biological process: exocytosis; vesicle fusion. Gene Ontology annotation, molecular function: SNAP receptor activity; SNARE binding. Bases 160 to 882 code for a protein of 240 amino acids. The record is from RefSeq and is a predicted model, not a curated record. Gene Ontology annotation, cellular component: membrane; SNARE complex. The transcript is spliced from 6 exons. NCBI's taxonomy places the organism in Eukaryota, Metazoa, Mollusca, Bivalvia, Venerida, Veneridae.